This is a messenger RNA of Heterocephalus glaber (naked mole-rat), 3324 nucleotides long. RefSeq names its product MGAT4 family member C (gene Mgat4c). NCBI's taxonomy places the organism in Eukaryota, Metazoa, Chordata, Mammalia, Rodentia, Bathyergidae. The record is from RefSeq and is a predicted model, not a curated record. Gene Ontology annotation, molecular function: acetylglucosaminyltransferase activity. Gene Ontology annotation, biological process: protein N-linked glycosylation.
AGCAGAGACAAUUUUAACUUAGCCAUUCCUAAUUUAUCUCAAGCGUUUUCAAUUCAUCUUCACUGCUCUGUGCACACAGGAGCAGCAGAUUGCCUUCCCUGGGGAACAGAAUGCAACCCGGGAUCUAGAGAGCUGUCACAUUCCAAGAAAUAUUUAAAUUGUGCUGAUUUUCUUCUGGAGAACUGAGCCCAGGGAAUGAAACUCUCCAUCAAGUCAUAGCUUUGCGGGCAAUAGAUCAGAGGAUAUUGCCAGUUUCCUAAUGGAUUAUUGUUAUCGGGCAGGUUUUCUCUGAAGCAACAGAAAUCAACUUGAGCAAGAUCAAUGGAAAUAAAAGGAAUUAUUGAAAGAGUCAUGGUAAUUCAUAGAUCAAAUGGAAAAAAAAAUCAUCGCUUGCAAAGGACAGAAAACAGGGACACUUGCAGAUAUUACAAAGGAAUCAACCCAUGAUGUGACAUUUGCUCCUCAGCUGCUGUUACACCCUUCUUGGAUGGGGACUGGAGAUCAGCCAGAUCAGUUGUGUGUACAAAGCUGCUUUGGAUCUGUCUUUUCAAAUAAGAGCUGCUGAAAACGCUAUAGCAAGGUUGAAGCUUUAUCCCACUCUGACUCACCCAGAAUGCACAGCCCUGAUUUUGCAUGAGAAGGGCCACCUCUACAGAACCUAAAACACUGUCAUCUACAGCACUGGCUCAGGAGUUGAACUCACCAAUGGAUCCACCAUCAAUCGGCCAGAAGUGAAGCAGAGAAUGAUUAAAUUUUAUCAAAUGAAAGAUUUUUUUCAAAUACUGGAUAAAAUGAGAUGCUUGCGAAAACGCUCUACAGUGUCAUUCUUAGGAGUUCUUAUAAUUUUCCUCCUGUUUAUGAAUUUGUACAUUGAAGACAGUUAUGUUCUGGAGGGUGACAAACAACUAAUAAGGGAAACAUCUACGCAUCAACUAAAUUCUGAACGCUAUGUUCAUACUUUCAAAGAUUUAUCUAAUUUUUCAGGAGCCAUAAAUGUCACUUAUCGCUAUCUAGCUGCCACACCUUUACAAAGAAAGCGAUAUCUUACUAUUGGACUUUCAUCAGUGAAGCGAAGGAAAGGAAACUAUUUACUUGAGACAAUCAAAUCAAUUUUUGAGCAGUCCAGCUAUGAAGAACUGAAGGAAAUUUCAGUAGUGGUUCAUUUAGCAGACUUUAAUUCAUCCUGGCGUGAUAUCAUGGUGCAGGAUAUUACACAGAAAUUUGCCCAUCAUAUUAUUGCAGGAAGAUUAAUGGUGAUACACGCUCCAGAGGAAUAUUACCCAAUCUUGGAUGGUCUUAAAAGAAAUUACAAUGAUCCAGAAGAUAGAGUCAAAUUUCGUUCCAAGCAAAAUGUAGAUUACGCUUUUCUGCUUAAUUUCUGUGCCAACACUUCAGACUAUUAUGUGAUGCUUGAAGACGAUGUCCGAUGUUCCAAAAAUUUCUUAACUGCCAUCAAGAAGGUUAUUGCAUCUUUAGAAGGAACUUACUGGGUAACUCUUGAGUUCUCUAAACUUGGCUACAUUGGUAAACUCUAUCAUUCCCAUGAUCUCCCACGAUUGGCACAUUUUUUACUAAUGUUUUAUCAAGAAAUGCCUUGUGAUUGGCUAUUGACCCAUUUCCGGGGUCUGUUGGCUCAGAAAAAUGUGAUCCGAUUUAAACCAUCUCUCUUCCAGCACAUGGGUUAUUACUCCUCAUAUAAAGGAACUGAGAAUAAGCUAAAGGAUGAUGAUUUUGAAGAGGAGUCAUUUGACAUCCCCGAUAACCCCCCUGCAAGUCUGUACACCAAUAUGAAUGUGUUUGAAAAUUAUGAAGCAAGCAAAGCUUACAGCAGCGUUGAUGAGUACUUUUGGGGAAAACCACCUUCCAAAGGAGAUGUCUUUCUUAUUGUCUUUGAAAACCCAAUUAUAAUAAAAAAAAUUAAAGUGAAUACUGGAACAGAAGAUCGGCAAAAUGAUAUUUUGCAUUAUGGAGUCCUAGAUGUUGGGAAAAAAAUUAGUAAACAAAUGAGAGAAUGCGAUACUUACUUAAGACUAGGGGAAUUCAAAAAUGGAAACUUUGAAAUGUCAGAAGUUAAUCAAAAAAUUCCAUUUGAUGUAUAUUGUAUUAGGAUAUGUGUGACUAAAACACAAAAGGAAUGGCUGAUUAUUAGGAGUAUUAGCAUUUGGACUUCUUAGCCAAUUAAAUCAGAAUAUUCAAUUUCUGAACCAGGUCUUCCUGUUUCUUUCUUUCUCUUUUGUUUAUGUUUUUGUGUUUUAGCUAUUUUCCUUUUUUGUUGCUUUUGUCUUCUAGAGGGAAAGCAAUGGAUAUGAUAUGUUAAAAGAAAAGUGAUUCAUCUUGGCAGUUUUGAUUUUCACAUUGUCAAAACAAUUUUACUCUAAGACACACUUGUGUUCAUUUUCAUUUAUGAAGUUGAAUAUCAUUCCAUGGUUAAUGCUACUUUCAUUUUAUAUUUUUAAAUAUUCUUAGCUUCACAAUUUUAAAUGGUUGUCAAAGUGUAACAUGAAAGACUUAAAAGGAAAAAAAAUAUUGGUUGUUUGUGAUUCUUGAAAACUAGUUGCCAACUGUAUAGAUUUGCUCAAGAAUAAUAAUUCAUUAUAUCAUCAGAUAGCUUUUUUCAAUCACCUGUGUGAAUAUGCAGUUGUGUAGAACUAUAGUCUGAUGUGUUUUUCAAAGUUAGAUUUUCAUUGAUUUCUGUACAUCAACUGUGAAGUAGUGUUUUUACAACAUGAUUUUAUGUGUAAGUAGGGAUAUGGAAAUGAAAAAAGAAGAAUAUUUAUCUUUCCACUGAUUAUUUAUAUGAAGUGGAACACUGUUCUUUGCUUAAAAACAUUUAACUGACCAUUUAUUGUUAAUAAAUUUUCUGUGGGAAGAAGUCUUUUUUAGUUUCCCUUUUCCAAAAAAAGAGAUAGAUUCAAUAUUUUUAGAUUGCAUUACGUACAUGCAUUUGAUAGAAAACAUUAGAGAAGGUGUAUAAUUAGGUCAUUCAUUUACAUAUUUUUAGUAUAUGCAGAAAACUUUUGAAAUUGAUUUUAUAUGUUUUUUAUUAAAAUUCUUGUGAUUGAAAUUAUUGUAAUUCAUCAUAAACAUUUUGGGAGUAUAAGUGGCUUAUUUUAUAAGGAAGACAAUAAAAACCACCCACAUUUGUUGAUUUUUCUAUAUUAAGGGAGGUGUUUCUUAACAAAGCCAGAGAAGUCAGCUAUUCUGAUAACCAGACACAGCUCUUUGCCUUGUAUGGAGAUUGCUCUUCCCUUUAGUUUUCUAUUCUUAUUUUGCUUUGUAAGUCAGCAAAAAAAAAAAAAAAAAAAAAACUAUGUUAUUUAGAAA